Baudoinia panamericana UAMH 10762 is the source of this 894-nucleotide messenger RNA. RefSeq lists its product as uncharacterized. Gene Ontology annotation, molecular function: omega-amidase activity. The transcript has a single exon. The record is from RefSeq and is a predicted model, not a curated record. NCBI's taxonomy places the organism in Eukaryota, Fungi, Ascomycota, Dothideomycetes, Mycosphaerellales, Teratosphaeriaceae. Gene Ontology annotation, biological process: oxaloacetate metabolic process; L-glutamine metabolic process. Bases 1 to 894 code for a protein of 297 amino acids. Gene Ontology annotation, cellular component: mitochondrion.
AUGGCGAAACUGUUGAAGAAACCGCUCAAGCUCGCGCUAAUCCAACUCUCGACCGGCUCCGACAAGUCUGCCAACCUCGCCCGCGCCCGCUCCAAAGUGCUCGAAGCGACCUCCGCCGGCGCAAACCUCGUCGUCCUCCCGGAAUGCUUCAACUCCCCGUACGGCGUGAAGUACUUCGCCAAAUACGCCGAACAACUCCUUCCCUCCCCGCCCACCAAAGACCAAUCCCCCUCCUUCCACGCCUUAUCCGACUUGGCCAAGGAAGCCAAGACCUAUCUCGUUGGAGGCAGUAUCCCGGAAUACUGGCCGGAGACGAAGAAACACUACAACACCUCUCUCACCUUCGAUCCGGAGGGUAAGCUGAUAGCGACGCAUCGGAAAGUGCACCUCUUCGACAUCGACAUCCCCGGCAAAAUCACCUUCCAUGAAUCCGAAGUACUAUCGCCAGGCAACAAAGUCACCAUUGUAGACUUACCGGAGUACGGCAAAGUCGCAAUAGCAAUCUGCUACGACGUCCGCUUCCCCGAACUCGCCAUGAUCGCCGCCCGCAAAGGCGCAUUCCUCCUCCUCUACCCGGGCGCUUUCAACCUCACCACCGGCGCUCUGCACUGGGAGUUGCAAGCCCGCGCUCGCGCGAUGGACAAUCAGGUUUACGUCGGGUUAUGUAGUCCCGCACGGGAUAUGGAGGCCGAGUAUAAUGCGUGGGGGCAUAGUAUGGUUGUUGACCCCAAUGCGGGGAUUGUGGAGCAGUUGGAUGAGAAGGAGGGGAUUGCUUAUGCGGAGUUGCGGAAUGAGAAGAUUGAGGAGACGAGGAGGGGGAUUCCUAUAUACACGCAGCGGCGGUUUGACGUGUAUCCGGAUGUUAGUGAGGGAAAGGUGAAGUACGAGGAGUGA